This is a messenger RNA of Dromiciops gliroides (monito del monte), 5503 nucleotides long. RefSeq names its product family with sequence similarity 53 member C (gene FAM53C). The coding region runs from base 883 to 2058 and encodes 391 amino acids. The record is from RefSeq and is a predicted model, not a curated record. Gene Ontology annotation, biological process: protein import into nucleus. Gene Ontology annotation, cellular component: nucleus. Lineage: Eukaryota; Metazoa; Chordata; Mammalia; Microbiotheria; Microbiotheriidae. The transcript has 5 exons.
GAGAAUGAGCCUAAGGUCCUGGGAUCCAAAACGGAAAUUCACCCCAACCCAGCCUCUCUCCUGCUGUCCAUAGUUCUGGAGUCCUUUCAAGCAGGCCCCAAGUCUGACCAGCAUUGAACUACAUCUCCCAUCUGCCCCUGGGUCACAGACGAGUCCUCAGCGGCAGGGAAGACGGUUUUUUACAGAGCAAUGGCAGUGUAGGGGGCGAUAGAAAAACAAAAACCGGGAUGCGAGGUCUGUGCUGCUAGAGGUCAGGAUCGGAGAAGCCGGCUCAGGCUGGCCGGAGCAGGAACAAUAGAUAGGGGGGUCGAGUUUGUUUACCUCCGUCUGUUCCCCCCACUAGCCCGAAGUUAGUUCAGCCUAGAGCUGGGCCCUUCCACCUAGCGCAAUUCGGCGGGGGAACUCGGUGGGGAGCAAAAUCCCCUUUAAGGCAAGAUCCAUCGGGGAGAGCAAGCGAAGCACCAUUUCCAUCACGGACACUACUGUUAACUAACAGUUUCUUGAAGAGAGGGAGAAAACCCCAAGGAUUCUGGCCCUCGCGUGGGGCUUCGUGGUGGGUUCUGGGAGGGGGCAAGCUACCUCCCCCUCUCUGGCUGGGGGACGAUUGGUUCGCUCCGGCGUUAUUUAAGGGCGCCGUGGGGCGAGUGGCGAGCUCAGAGCUGCUCCGGCUGCGGCCCUAGGAAGGGGACCGAGCUGCGGGAGCUUGGUCCUUGUGUACCUUGCAGAUCCCAGCAGGCAUGAAUCAAGGGGGAAGUCCCAGCGAUGCUAGAACGGUGAUGGAGUGGCAGAAGGUGACUCAAAAGUGAGGCAGUUAAAGGUCUCAAAAGAAGACAGAGGAGACUUUCAACUUCUCCACUCAAGUUCUGCCUGUUGGGGAGAAUCAUGAUAACUUUGAUUACUGAGCAACUACAGAAGCAGAGUUUGGAGGAAUUGAAAUGCACGUGCUUCAGGAUCAGUCUGCCUUUGCCUGAUCAUUCUGAUGUCUCUACCUGUGGGGACCCUUUCCAGCUUGUUUCCGAAGGUGCUUCCUGGAGGGGCCUACCCCCCUGUCCCUGUGCCGGGCUCAAGGACAGCCUUAGUCUCAGCUACCACCACUCUAGUCUGAGUUUGCACUUCAAACCUCCAAGCCGGGGAGGCUCUCCACCAGAGAAACCUCUCUGCCAGGGCCUUUCCCCAGAGUCUCCAGGCUCAGAGAAAAUUCCUGUCCCUCCUGCCCCUCCAUCCAAGAGGCAUUGUCGCUCUCUCUCAGUACCUGUGGACCUGUCUCGAUGGCAGCCUGUGUGGCGGCCUGUUCCUUCCAAAUUGUGGACUCCUAUCAAGCGUCAAGGCAGUAAUGGAGGAGUGGGUGGGCCACUGGUACCGCAUCAGAGCUCCCCAAAGCGGGUCUCCAGCCUCAGGUUCCUCCAAGCCCCGAGUGCCUCUCUUCAGUGUGUCAAGGCCAACAGAUCCUGCAGCCCACCUUUCUUCAGUUUGGCCCUGACCCAUCAUGAUUCCCCAAGACCUUGUGCUGCAUCCCCUCCCAAUGGAUCAUGGGAGAGUGAUCAUGAGCCCCUAUCCCCUUUCCCUCCACAGCGCCGCUUCUCCUUGUCCCCCAUCCUCAUCCCACAGGCAGGCCGGUUCCUGCCCUCUGCCCGGAGCUCCCCCUCCUCCUCCCCAGAGCUGACCUGGCGACCCCACGGUCUUCCCCGAAGCCGAUCGCAGCCUUGUGACCUGGAUGCACGAAAGGGUGGGGUCAAACGGCGCCAUGAUGAUGACCCCAGGCGUCUUCGACCCUCACUGGACUUCGAUAAGAUGAAUCAGAAACCGUAUUCAGGAGGUCUCUGUCUCAUAGAUACAGCCCAGGAAGGCAACAGCAUCUCCCCACCGUGGUUCAUGGCCUGUAGCCCCGCACCCCUCUCUGCCUCCUGCAGCCCCCUUGGCGGUUACUCCCAGGUUCUGAGUGAAAGCGAAGAGGAAGAAGAGGGGACCAGGAGGUGGGGCCGAUCCCUUUUUACCAAGCGGACACUCUGCCAGCAGGACUUUGGGGACCUGGACUUGAAUCUGAUUGAGGAAAACUAGAGCUGAGAAGCUGCUUGGGGGGAAAGCAAACUUCAUGUCUACUAACAAGUGAUGAGGCCUCCAGGCCAUAGACUAAACCUGGGACCUGGGGUGAGUUGAGGGCUCCAGUUCUGGGCAGCUGGGAAACAGCACACACCACGAAGCUCCACAGUGCAGACCCGACAGCUCAAUGAGAGGAGCUGAGUUUGGUUGUGGGAGGGCAAGGGGUCAGAUAGUACAGAGGUCAACUUCUGUUGAAAGUCUUUAGCUAAAAUCUGAGAAGAGCAAUUGGGUGCGUUAUCAAGAGAGCAGUGGGAUGAAGUCUAGAGGAGGGCUUUGUAGUCCCUUGUUUCUGUGUGGGGAUGGUCACAAACGUCUUUGGCUUGAGGGAUCUGUCAGGUCUAUAGAUUUUGGCCAAGGUGUCAGAUGAUCUGUGUGUGUGUGGGGGGUGUGUGUGAGCAGGCCCAGGGAAAAUGUGGCUGGCCCACCUUGGAGUAUCAAGUGGUAUCAAGAGGUAUAUAAGAUCCCACAUUUAAUACAAAAUUAGGGGGGAAAUCUCUAAAUGGGAGAAAUGAGGACCCUGAUCUGGGCACCCUCCUUCCAAUUCUAUUCUUUCCUAACUGGUCAUGUGCUGGUAUAUGGUCAACUGUCCCUCUGGUUCACUGUGUUUCUAUUUUGGGUGGAAGCUUGUUUUUUGGAGGGGGGCUGCCCUAAAAUUGGGGACUCACAGAAAUGUCCCUUGUAAAACAUCUGGAUUGUCCUAAAACAUGCUGUUAGCCUCCCAACUCUGGGAUAGUACCAGCUGUUGGGGGUAAGUAUGUACACCCCAGUUUGAUCAAAGCCAAUCUUUUGAUGCCCAUCAGAAUGGUCUUAGUAUUCUGCUCCCCAGCCCUUCUUUGUAUACACAACUGGUAAAUGUGGGGGAGGGGAUGUUGAAGAGGGACAGUGGCUAUGAUAACCCUGCAUGUUCCUUUCUCCCUUUAUCCCUACUUAGAGAAAGGUGUCUGUCAUAGAUACCUUUUCUCUCUGACCUUUCCUCACCCUCCAUCCUACCCCUUUCGUUAGUCUGGGAGAGGGAAGCUUGGGAAGGCACCCCUUCCUGUUCCAGAUCAGAUUCACCGGCCUACAUCUUCACCAAGAACUGAUGAGCACAGCUGCAGGAGGAGUGACAGCAGGUCCCAGCUGGCUUGGGUGAGCUCACCAUGUCACAAACAUUUGAAAGCAGAUGGGGAGGACGAGGUAGGGGGGAGUCACUCUCAGACCCAAGCCUAGCCUGGCCCCGUUGCUAAGCUUGACCCCAAAAGGGAGCUGGCACUGACUAUGUUGGAUUACACUGAACUCCAGCUAGGAAAUGUUAUUGCUUCUAAUUGGCCCUGGGAGAUAGUAGGGAGGUUGGGACUCACUGAGGGAAUUAAUUGGCUGCAGAUUUUGAAGCAAAACCUGUGAAAAACAGCUGGGAUUUUUUGUUUGUUUGUUUGUUUUGUAUUAUUUUCUAUCCAGUGACCUGAGCCAGAGCAUCAGGCCCUGUUGGUAGUGGUGAGGCUUUUAAGGGCUAUGCUGGUGACAGUGGGUAUCACCUUUCUCUGCUGCUGUACCUGCUACCACAGUUGCUAAGUAGGUAGUUAGUCCAGUAUUUGGCUGGAUCUACUGUCAGACCCUGCCUUUCCUAUUAUAGGUAUGGGGGGAAUGUCUGUUACCUCUUUUAGUUACUAGGAUGACCUAGGGGUCUUUCUAGGUCCUCAUCUCUGGAGGUUUCCUGUGGGUUUGAACCUGCCAUUUCUUCUGAUUCUCACAUUCCCAUAAUAGUAACACCAGUGAAAGAUGCUGACUCUUGGGAUCUAAGGGAUCCUAUAGUAGGUGCUAAAAGGGCCUUGCUGAGCUGGGCAUGACUACUAAGGUUCUUUCCCUUCUAUCUCUUCACCAUCCAUACCUGAUUUCAUCUACACCUGAUGGUUUCUCCUUUCUUGAAUCUAUCCUGGCUGUAGGUGGGGGUGCGAGCCUGAUAAAGACUGGGAAAUUUAAUGCUGGAAAUUGUCAGUCCUUUGUUUCUUUCCCUCUUGCUUUUGUUUCUUCCUGCUUUUCUCCAGGUCACAAUUUCUUCUAGCCCAGGCUUCUACUAUUUUCAGCAUCAUAUCCCUAUCUCACUACCUAGGGAGUGCUUUUCUUCUAUUGAUGACUGUCUGCUUAAUCAUCUGAUGUCUCCCUGUGAAGGGAGAGAUCAGCUAGUGAAGUAGUAGGGUUGAACUCAGUAAUUUUACACCCUUGACCUGGCUCUCCUAUUGCCUUAGGGGGUAUAAUCAGUUGGGGGAGGGGAUACAUUACCAUUUAAAAUUGAAAAGCUUGAAAGUGUUUUUAUGAAAUCUACUGGAACCACUGCCUUGCCCCAGGACAAGUCUUUUAAAGAACAGGUGGAUUUUGCUUUACCGAAUAUAUUCCAGAAAAAUUUUGUGUAACCUGAAUCCUAUUUUAAAUACACUAAAGGAAGUUCACCAUUUUAAAGCAUCCUGAAGCCAGUUUUUGUCAAAAAAAAAAUUUCCCCAUCAAUUGAUCUUAUUUUGUAAAAUCUAGAUUUUUCACAUAUUGGGUUUGCCUAACAUAGGGGUACCCUUGUACCAGAUUUAUAGUGGGUAUCGCUGGGUGAAAGUCUCCAUCUGUGAUGUGUUGGGUUGUUUGGUUGACCCAUGGGUGAGUAUUUCUGUAUGUGUGAUUGAAGCUGCUGUAAGACUGGUGCUUUCAUCUUCCUCAUUCCUCCUGUCCCCUGGUAACUGCCCAGCAGCAGCCCCUGCUGCCAUGUACACUCCCACCUGCUGCCAAAGUCCCUGUGCUAAUGGGAUUAAAACCCACACAACAAAAGAAAAUUUUGGUAACUUUGUUUUAUAUUAAAAGAAAAAAGUCUGUGUGUAUUAAACAUGAGGUCCUGCCUCUGUGGCUGUGUUUGAAAAAAUAAAGUUUUAUUAGAAUAAGUUUUUCCCAAGCAACCCUUGUGGGCUGCAGUGUCUUUGUCCCUUCCCAGUUUCUCCCUCUUCUUCCUCAGUAUUGGAGGAGAAAGGAUGUUUUGUAUUUUACCUAUAACAAUUCUGCUCCUUUUCUGUCCUCAGACCCUUCUGUGUCCAAAACCCUGCCAGAGAUAAGUUGUACCUUUUUGUCCCAGGCUCUGUUUUUCUAAAAGGCUUUGUCUUUUGUCAAUCUUGUUAUAGUUCCUCCUUCAGUUUUCUUACCUUUUUGCCUCAUCUUCCCUAUUGCCUUGUCUGGCUCCCUGUUGGUGGAAAUGAAUGUUUCUUUACCCCUUUAAAGAUUGAUUGUACAGGGAGGGGGUCUCUAUCCAGGAACAAUCACUACAAUUAACACUCUUUUCUUUCCCUUUUGGAGAGUGAUAAUUGUUAACAGUAAAAUCUCAGGGCAGUGAAGAAAUUUUCAAAAUUAAAACACCAAAAGUACAGUUAGUUGUUUUUGGUGGUAGUGGUGG